This is a messenger RNA of Myotis myotis, 1928 nucleotides long. It is a transcript of the gene ZGLP1, whose product is annotated as zinc finger GATA like protein 1. Gene Ontology annotation, molecular function: sequence-specific DNA binding; zinc ion binding. Bases 1 to 903 code for a protein of 300 amino acids. Gene Ontology annotation, cellular component: nucleus. The transcript has 6 exons. The record is from RefSeq and is a predicted model, not a curated record. Gene Ontology annotation, biological process: regulation of transcription by RNA polymerase II; oocyte development; spermatogenesis. NCBI's taxonomy places the organism in Eukaryota, Metazoa, Chordata, Mammalia, Chiroptera, Vespertilionidae.
AUGAUGGAGGCCGAGCCAGCGCCAGACCUCUCCAUGAUGCUGCUGCGAGAACUACUGGCGCCAUCAUGUCUGGACCCCGAGCCGCUCCCCGGACCCCCCGCCCAACAGGCGCCGAGGACCCCAAGAUACCUCAGACCCAGUAGCAGUUCCUUCUGGACUGCACGUCAGGACUCCGUCACCAGCCUGCACCUCCUCCGAGAGACAGCAGCGGGGCUGGCGGAGCCCCCUGCCCAGGACACCCCGGCCCGGGGCCCCUGCUGGGAGCGGAAGGCCCUGGGGGUUUUGGAUCCUCCGCCCCUGGCCGGGGAUCCCAGGGCCAUGCUGACCCCAACUGGUCAGCGAGGACGCAGCCUGGGGCCUCCUGAGAUUUCCGCAGCCCCUCCAGCCCCACCUCGGAGGAGGCCCCGGAAGCAGUCAAACCCGCGCCAGGGCGCCGAGAAAGUGGACCCUCGGUUCGCGGGAGUGACCCUGAGGUUUCAGAUAAAGCCGGAUUCCAGCCUCCAGAUUAUCCGCAGCUACAGCCUGGCCAGCAGCAGCCGCUCUCAGGCUCCCCCUACAGGCCCCGAGGCCAACCCAGGAGGCAGCGAGGCCCUGGGGCCCAGGCGCUGUGCUUCUUGCAGGACCCAGAGAACCCCACUCUGGAGAGAUGCCGAAGAUGGGACACCUCUCUGCAAUGCCUGUGGCAUCAGGUACAAGAAGUAUGGCACCCGGUGCGCCAGCUGCUGGCUGGUGCCCAGGAAGAAUGUGCAGCCCAAGAAGUUAUGUGGCAGAUGCGGGAUGUUCCUGGGCCCCAACCAAGGCCCACCCCAGGAAGGGGACCCCAGGCAGAAGAUCCAGGCCUCAGGCCCUAGAGCCCCUGUCUCAGAGGUUCACUGGCCUCUUCCUUGGCCCCUGCUUGGCUGAGCUCCCCCUCAGGAAGUGUUCGCAGUAGGAACUCGUGCUGUUUGUGAAUAGAAUGGACAAUAAAGAGAACUCCUCAGAGAAGCAGUGCUGUGACUUCGGGGAUCCCACCCCGUGUGCCCUCACCUGCCACUCUCCCAGUCCCAGAAUGUGGGUUUGUAAGGACACACAUAAUCACAUAUGUAAAGGCACCAGCCCCCCAUAGAGGAUUAGCCACAUGCAUCACAACGUCCACACAGGGAAAUAGCACCACACACAGAGACAACACAGACAAAAGAUAGACACACACAAGACACAUGCAUCCACGCACACACGACACACAUAUAGAGACAGACUACACACGAGAUUGAAAGAUACAUGGGUUGACAGACACAUGUCCAGAUACACGAUAAACACACAUGUCCAUAGACACACAAAAGAUACACAUAUACAGUACAGACACACAUGUCAACAGAUACACAAACACACAGAUGACACACUGGUACACAGUGAUACAGACACAGUGGGCCCUUUGCCUGUCAGCUCCACCCCUGCCUGCAGACUGUCACCUAUGGUAUCCUUACAGGCACCAGUCCCUGCUGUGUCCCCCUCCCCCUCUUUCAAGAUCGCUCUCACCCCUCCAAGAGGUGUCCCCAGUCUGAAGCCAAAAGCCAUGUGGGAAAGCAAGCCCAGGCCAGAGUUCAGCCCUGCCGCUGUCACCAGGGCACACUGACCGCCAGUGCUCACUUGGGGGGAGAGGGAGGGCUGGGAGUCCAGGAUGGCGGGACGCAGGGAGGCAGAGGUGGUCCCUGCCUUGGGGGUGACUGAGGCUUGCCUGGCCACAUGCCUCGGAAAGACAGGCCCAUGCAAGACCCUCUUUGUCUCUCCUGGGUGGGCUUGUGCAGAAGGCUUGGGCCCACAUUCAGCCCUUAUAACCCUGACUCAUUUGGUCUCACCCUUCCAUGGUGCAGAACACCCUCCCCCCGUGACUCCCAUAGCUGCCAACUUCUCUCUACUUGGGGAGGAGAGGCUCAGCCUUCAAAGAAGCC